Heteronotia binoei (common prickly gecko) is the source of this 2569-nucleotide messenger RNA. It is a transcript of the gene ASIC2, whose product is annotated as acid sensing ion channel subunit 2. Gene Ontology annotation, cellular component: membrane. NCBI's taxonomy places the organism in Eukaryota, Metazoa, Chordata, Lepidosauria, Squamata, Gekkonidae. Gene Ontology annotation, biological process: sodium ion transmembrane transport. Gene Ontology annotation, molecular function: ligand-gated sodium channel activity. The transcript is spliced from 10 exons. The coding region runs from base 28 to 1704 and encodes 558 amino acids. The record is from RefSeq and is a predicted model, not a curated record.
UUUCCCCACUCCCCACUGCCACCUUAAAUGCACAGCUGCCCUCUUGGCUGGCUGCCUUGGUUGCCUCUGUCACCCCAUGAGCACUGGCUGGAGCACGCGAGACGCUGGCUGCCGGCAGAGGAGGGAAGCGACACCCCGAUGGCCAAGUCUUUCUCCAUGGAUCUGAAGGACAGCACCAGCGAGGGCAGUUUGGGGAGCCUCCAGCCCUCCAGCCUGCAGAUCUUCGCCAACACCUCGACUCUCCAUGGCAUCCGCCACAUCUUCGUCUACGGACCCAUGACCGUACGGCGGGCCCUGUGGGCUCUGGCUUUCGUGGCUUCCCUGGGCCUCCUCUUGGUGGAAAGCUCAGAGAGGGUGGUUUAUUACUUCUCCUACCAGCAUGUCACCAAGGUGGACGAAGUUGUCGCCCACAGCCUGGUCUUCCCGGCUGUCACCAUCUGCAACCUCAACGGGUUCCGCUUCUCCCGCCUCACCACCAAUGACUUGUACCAUGCCGGCGACCUCCUGGCCUUGCUGGAUGUCAACCUGCAAAUUCUCCAGCCCCACCUCGCCGACCCAGCCGUUCUGGCUAUCCUACAAGAGAAGGCCAACUUCCAGCAUCACCGAGCCAAAGUCUUCAGCAUGAGCGAGUUCCUGGGGCGCGUGGGCCAUGACAUGAAGGAGAUGUUGUUGUACUGCAAGUUUAGGGGACAUGAGUGCAACCACAAGAACUUCACAACUGUUUUUACGAAAUACGGGAAGUGCUACAUGUUUAACUCAGGAGAAGAUGGGCACCCUCUGCUGACCACGGUGAAGGGCGGGACGGGCAACGGCCUGGAGAUCAUGCUGGACAUUCAGCAAGACGAGUACUUGCCGAUAUGGGGAGAAACAGAUGAAACUACAUUCGAAGCAGGAGUCAAAGUCCAGAUCCACAGUCAGUCUGAGCCACCGUUUGUCCAAGAGUUAGGAUUCGGAGUGGCACCCGGAUUCCAGACUUUUGUGGCUACGCAAGAACAAAGGCUGACAUACCUUCCGCCUCCAUGGGGCGAGUGCCGCUCCUCGGAUUACGGCCUGGACUUCUUUCCCAUCUACAGCGUCACCGCCUGCAGGAUUGACUGCGAAACCCGCUAUGUGGUAGAAAACUGCAACUGCCGGAUGGUUCACAUGCCAGGGGAUGCUCCAUUCUGCACGCCAGAGCAGUAUAAAGAAUGUGCGGAGCCUGCCUUAGGCCUUCUUGGUGAAAAGGACAGCAGUUAUUGUGUGUGCCAAACACCGUGCAAUCUGACCCGCUACAACAAGGAGCUCUCCAUGGUCAAGAUCCCCAGCAAGACUUCAGCCAAGUACCUCGAGAAAAAGUUCAACAAGUCCGAAAAAUACAUCUCGGAGAAUAUCCUCGUGCUGGACAUAUUCUUUGAAGCCCUCAACUAUGAGACCAUUGAGCAGAAGAAAGCGUAUGAGGUGGCAGCUUUACUUGGUGAUAUCGGAGGUCAGAUGGGCCUUUUUAUUGGUGCUAGCAUCCUCACCAUUCUGGAAAUAUUUGACUAUAUCUAUGAGCUGAUCAAGGAGAAGUUGUUAGACUUUCUGGGCCAGGAGGAGGAGGAAGGAAGCCAUGAUGAGAAUGUGAGCACGUGCGAUCCUUUGCCAAAUCACUCGGACCCCAUCAGCCACACUGUGACAGUCCCCCUGCAGACGACGCUGGGCACGCUGGAAGAGAUCGCGUGCUGACCACACCCUCCCCGGGCCCCACGCACGAACUCUCUCCCCAAGAGCCAGGGAGCAGCGCGCAGGUUCGCCGCAACGGGGGUGGGGGAAAACGGCUGAGGAACCCGCUAUGCAUCCAACUCUUCUCUUUCUCUUUUUUUGCCAAAAUCCAGCAAGAGAUGCCUUGGACUCGAUAGCGUCACCCCUGUCCGUGUGGAGAUGGGAGGAGAGGGAGGGGAGGGGUCGUCUCCACCGGCAGAGCUCGUGUCCCGGUAUCUGAACUGUACAAACCGGACGACCGAGAAGCCGCCAUUUCCUAGACUGCCAACCAACUGUACAGAAGAAGCCUGCAUGCCAGUCCUUUUGAUGGCAAGAUCUCCCUCUUUUGUUUUUCUUUACGAGCCACGUCUCUGUCUAAAAGCUGUCUGGGUUUUUUCCCCCCCAAUAUGAUGGAGAAGGCCACGGCACGAGUUCACCAUUACUUCAAAACUCCACGGGCCAAGUUAGAAUAAAGGGGGAGGGAUCAAAGAUCCCGCUUCACGGACCACCGCCCCCCCCCCCCCCCGUUUUUUGUCUAAAAUCCACAACUGGGGUCACAGAGCUCAAGCUUUGUGUGGGUUCGGCCAUGGGUCACGAAGGUGAGCAGGACCCGGUGAAACAGCUUGCCUCAUCUACCGCCAGGAAUAUCUUUCCCCCCACACGCACACCUAUACACACAAACACCUGCCCCAUUGGCACACAUUCAGCCACAGCUACUGUUGUCAUCAGGCCAGCGUGUAAAACGGCGUGUUUCAGGACUGGGGGGUGGGGAGGCCGAGUCCCACAGCCUGCCCACCCUAACCUGCUUCCUCAUUCUUAACAGUGCUAUUAAAGGUGGUCUUGUGGAAGG